GGUGGCAACCUUCAAUUUCCAAGUCAAGCACUUUCGCUAUCCCAGAAACUUCAAAGUAUCCUACUAAACGAAACAUCAAUGGAAGUACUUCUAGGACCUUGCAAUGUUGCUCAUGUUUCAAAGAAAUAUCUGAGGCAGCAGCAGCAGCUACUACUGCACAGAACACACUUGAUUCUAAAGCAGUCUUAAACAGUGUCAAACUCAGCAUACCUGAGACAUCAUUACAUUAUGUUCCCUCAGAUUUCAUGAAGAGGUUGGUUCUUGCUGACUUGGAUCCUGCCACUGCAAAGCUAGCAAUUGGGUUUCUAGGCCCUUUUCUCUCAGCAUUUGGUUUUCUCUUCAUAUUGAGGAUAGUGAUGUCAUGGUACCCUAAACUACCUGUGGGGAAGUUCCCUUAUGUAAUAGCCUAUGCUCCCACAGAGCCUCUUCUCAUAGCAACAAGGAAACUGAUUCCUCCCCUUGCUGGUGUGGAUGUUACCCCUGUUGUCUGGUUUGGAUUGCUUAGCUUUCUUAAUGAGAUAUUAGUGGGUCCACAAGGAUUACUUGUUCUUCUUUCCCAACAAGUCAAUUAGGAAACAUUUUGACCUUUUUUUUUGUUGAGGAACACAGAGAUAAGAGAUGAUGACAUUUUGUCCAAUCUUCUAGUUGGAUCCAUACCAAAGUGCAUCUGUGAGACUGUGAAUUACUAAUAUUUUCUUUAUAUACCAUCUAUAUUGAAGUAGAAAGCAGAGAAGAAUUGGUGAA
Arachis ipaensis is the source of this 744-nucleotide messenger RNA. Lineage: Eukaryota; Viridiplantae; Streptophyta; Magnoliopsida; Fabales; Fabaceae. The record is from RefSeq and is a predicted model, not a curated record.